GGACCGCGACUCGGCUUGCCGUCGCCGUUCCUCGCCGUCCUUUGCGGAGAAAACCGAGGGUCGGGUCCCUCGUGGUAUCGAAAAGCGGAAUAAAGGCCCGGAACACGGAAGGAAGAAUGGCCGAGGAAAGCGACAGGAGCUCGUCCUCUGGACGAUUCGAGGGGGCUCUCAAAGACGCGUCGUUUCUCUGCAAGAUCGUCGAGCUGAUACUUUGUGCCAUUGCGCUCGGCCUCGUUGUGGAUCCCUUCAACGAUCGGAUGCAACCCGAUCGGAAUCGCGCCGCCAUUAUUUACGUAUCCUUUUGCAGCUACGUAUUGAUAAACGCCGUCGCCGUAAUCUCCCGCCUGUUGGGCGAUCGGUGGCCCAAAAAAGCGUCGAUCAUGUUCUCUGGAUUGGGAGCGAUUCUCUCUUUCACGGCUGGACUGAUAUUAAUCCACGACUGGAACAACUUCCAAGGCAACAUGAUUUCCCGGUAUUUACAGCGAUACCUCGACCAGAUGGUCGCCAGCGGAGUCCUCGGAAUUCUGGCAACGGUAGCUUUCGUUUUCGAUGGCUAUUAUGUAGCGAAGUACAAGUGAAGUACGGGCAAGAUUUACCCAUCCAAAAAAAGAAAGUCAUCGAGUGUAUGUAAUUUGAACAUUUGAACCGCUUUAAAGUCAAUCGGAAAACUCAAACGAUGAUGACCCAUGAAUAAUGAAAUUCGCGAUUUCGAGUCCGACUUCACCGUCCUAUUCGAAUAAGUAGUCUAGGAUUGCGCUUUAUAAAAAGUUUAAAAGAAACCGAAGACCAAGAAAUAAAUAAAGAUUUAGUCAUAAAAGUAUCUUCAAAUAACAGCGAAUCAUUUGUUGAGUGUCAAAGAAUUCUUACUCUCCUUUUCUUAUAAUGUUUUCAAAAUAUUUAAGGAGACGUGUUGUUACCAAGUAAUUUCAGGCAUCUAUGUACGAUUUCUUAUUGAAUCAUCGAGUGAAGUGCCCGAGACAUCGGCCCGUGUCGAUCGAUUGGUCGAGGAACGCCAAAGGAAGAAAGAGAUCGGAAAGUGGAGAAAAGCUUCGGCUAAAGCAACACUCGAGUCCAAUCGAUUUCUCGAAUUUCCGCUUGCUCGUGAUUUACUCUUCCGAGGAAGAUCCGGAAUAUUGGUGGUUUAAGGAGAUUCCAAGGUUAAUUUCUUUUGGAAGGUCGCCCGGUCUGGGAGCCCC
Molecule: messenger RNA, 1196 nt
Organism: Orussus abietinus
Lineage: Eukaryota; Metazoa; Arthropoda; Insecta; Hymenoptera; Orussidae
Exons: 3
Coding region: 117-578 (153 amino acids)
Biological process (GO): septate junction assembly
Cellular component (GO): membrane
Source: RefSeq, a predicted model, not a curated record